CCCUCUGGAGCCUCGCGGCUGCGGGGCCCGGGAGCUGCAGCUGAGAGAGAAAAAAAAAUCCCCCAGAGACUGAGCGGCGGCGGCGGCGGGAGGAGGAGGAGAGGGAGGGGGGGGCUGGAUUGCAAAAACCCACCGCCCCCCGCGGCCCCAACAGCGUGCAACCUGACCAUUGCAGCGGCCCGGGCCGGAUGCAUCGAGUGGAGGCCGAGGCUUGGGCCUGGGAGUCCCUGCCCAGAGUGAAGGUGGAGCCAAUCGAGAGGGAGUCCCCACCUCGGGUUACCACCCGCCAGGAGGCGAAAGAGGAGGACCGCAACUGCCCGGGCUCUCCCCCCUCGCCCCUGCCUGCCGAUGAGGGCCCGGCGUCGCCGUGGGAAGGGCCGGACCGGAAACCCGCCGCGGCGGAGCUGGGAGAGGGGCCCGAGUCUCUCCGGGAGGAUGCCGGCGCUCACCGCUGCCCCCAGUGCCCCCGGACUUUCACCGCGCCCUCGGAGCUAGAGGUGCACCGGCGCUCCCACACCGGUGGUGCCGGCGACCGCCUGCUGCGGUGCUCCGUCUGCCGGGACUCCUUCCGCGGGCCGGCCGACUUCUUCGGUCACCGCUGCCCGCCAGGCGGCCGGUGCCGGUGCCCACCGGGCCGGAGCGAGCCGUGCCGGUGUGCCGCGGCCGACCGGGAGAAGCCCUGCCAGUGCAGCGCCUGCCACAAGGUCUUCCGGCGCCUCUCCUCCUUCCUGGCGCACCGCUGCGGCUCCGCCCGGCAGCCGGACAGGCCCUUCCGGUGCGACGUGUGCGGCCGGAGGUUCGCCCAGGAGGCCAAGCUCGAAGACCACCGGCGCACCCACACCGGCGAGCGGCCCUUCAGGUGUGACGUUUGCGGGAAGGUCUUCUCCCAGUCCUGCAAGCUCCUGGCGCACCAGUGCAUCCACACCGGGGAGAAGCCCUUCCGCUGCCAGGCUUGCGGCCGCUCCUACAACCGCCUGGACAACCUGCGGCGCCACCAGCGCUCCCACCUGGUGGAGCGCCCGCACGUCUGCCCGGUCUGCGGCCGGGCCUUCGCCGACCCCGGCCGCCUGCUGUCCCACCAGCGCGGCCACGCCGCCGAGAAGCCGUUCCGCUGCCCGGCGUGCGGCCGGGGCUUCGCCCGCUCGGCCAAGCUGGCCCUGCACCGGUGCCCGCAUGCCGGCGGCGGCGCCGCCCCCGCAGCUGAGCGCCUGCACCGCUGCGGCGACUGCGGCAAGACCUACAACCGGCCGGAGAAUCUGCGCCGGCACCGGCGUUGCCACGGCCGCCUGCGGAAGGGCCUGCACUGCCUGCUGUGCCAGAAGUCGUUCAACCUGUUCUCCACCUUCCUGGCCCACCAGGCGCUGCACACCGGCGAGAAGCCCUUCCGCUGCGCCGUCUGCCACAAGGGCUUCGGCGCUUCGGCCUCCCUGCUGGCGCACCAGUCCAUCCACACCGGCCAGAAGCCCUACCGCUGCGGCGACUGCGGCAGCAGCUACAACCGCCUGGACAAUCUACGCCGGCACCAGCGGUCGCACCAGGGCGACCCGGCGCCAGCCGAGGGCGGGGAGAGGAGGAGGAGGAGGCGGAGGAGGAGCGCCGUGGCCAAGGGGCCCCUCCAGGCGGAGCGGGACGUCCCCUUCCAGCUGGUCUUCCGGUGCGAGGUUUGCGGGGAGACCUUCCCCGCGCUGUCUGAUCUCCAGGAGCACCGUCUGGGCCACGCCGAGACUUCAUAUCCCUGCGACGUCUGCGGGGAGAGCUUCUCCGAGGCGUCUGCCCUCCAGACGCACCGUCUGGGCCACGCCGAGACCUCGUACGGCUGCGACAUCUGCGGAGAGACGUUCCCCGCGCUAUCAGACCUCCAGACGCACCGUCUGGCCCACGCCGAGACCUCGUACUGCUGCGACGUCUGCGGAGAGAGCUUCUCCGAGGCGUCUGCCCUCCAGACGCACCGUCUGGCCCACGCCGAGACAUCGUACGGGUGUGACGUCUGCGGGGAAUCGUUCCCCGCGCUGCCUGAACUCCAGACGCACCGUCUGGCCCACGCGAAGACCUCAUACAGCUGCGACGUCUGCGGGGAAUCGUUCCCCGAGUUGUCUGCCCUCCAGACGCACCGUCUGGCCCAUGAGGAGCCGUCGUACGGGUGUGACGUCUGUGGAGAGACGUUCCCCGCGCUGCCUGACCUCCAGACGCACCGGCUGGCCCACGCGGAGACUUCGUAUCCCUGUGACGUCUGCGGGGAGACGUUCCCCGCGCUGCCUGACCUCCAGACGCACCGGCUGGCCCACGCGGAGACUUCGUAUCCCUGUGACGUCUGCGGGGAGACGUUCCCCGCGCUGCCUGACCUCCAGACGCACCGUCUGGCCCACGCGGAGAGGCGGGGAGGACACCGCUGUGACACCUGCGGGGAGACAUUUCUCCGAGCGGAGGAGUUGCUGGUGCACAGCUACGUGCACGCGGGGGAGCGGCCCUUCUCCUGCACCGUCUGCGGCCGCGGUUUCACCAAAGCGUCUUCCCUGUGCGCCCAUCAGGCCAUCCACACCGGCCAGAAGUCUUACCGCUGCUCCGUCUGUCCAAAAAGCUACAACCGCCUGGACAACCUCCGGCGACACCAGCGGGUGCACUUGGGCGAGCGGCCUUUCCGGUGCACGGUGUGCGGCCAGGGCUUUGUCUCCUCGGCUCUCCUACGCGCCCAUCGGGCGGCCCAGCAUCCUGGCAUCACCCGCGCUCCCCCCUCCUCCUCCUCCUCCUCCUCCCCCCAACCGCCACCAGCGUCCUCCAAUCGCCCAGCAUCCCCAGACCCGGUCAUCCACGUGGCCACGCGCUUUGAGUGCCGGGUGUGCGGCGAGGGCUUUGCUGACUCACUGGGACUCCGCGCCCAUCGCUCUCUGCACCUCCAGCCCUCCUACCAGUGCCCCGAGUGCGGGGAGAUCUUCAACGACUCAUCUUCCCUCCAAUCCCAUUGCUUGACUCACGUAGACUCCUCCUACCAGUGUCCCGAGUGUAGGGAGAUCUUCGAAGAUCCAUCUUCCCUCCAAACCCAUCGUUUGACCCACGUAGACUCCUCCUACCAGUGUCCUGAGUGUAGGGAGAUCUUCGAUGGUCCAUCAUCGCUCCAAACCCAUCGUUUGACCCACGUAGACUCCUCCUACCAGUGUCCCGAGUGCGGAGAGAUCUUCGAAGAUCCAUCUUCCCUCCAAACCCAUCGUUUGACCCAUGUAGACUCGUCCUACCAGUGUCCCGAGUGUAGAGAGAUCUUCGACGAUCCAUCUUCCCUCCAAACCCAUCGUUUGACCCAUAUAGACUCCUCCUACCAGUGUCCUGAGUGCGGGGAGAUCUUCAACGACUCAUCUUCCCUCCAAACCCAUCGUUUGACCCAUGUAGAUUCCUCCUACCAGUGUCCCGAGUGUAGGCAGAUCUUCGAAGAUCCAUCUUCCCUCCAAACCCAUCGUUUGACCCACAUAGACUCCUCCUACCAGUGUCCUGAGUGUAGGGAGAUCUUCGAAGAUCCACCAUCGCUCCAAACCCAUCGUUUGACCCACAUAGACUCCUCCUACCAGUGUCCCGAGUGUAGGGAGAUCUUCGAAGAUCUGUCAUCGCUCCAAGUCCAUCUUUUGACCCACGUAGACUCCUCUUACCAGUGUCCCGAGUGUAGGGAGAUCUUCGAAGAUCCAGCAUCGCUCCAAACCCAUCGUUUGACUCACGUAGACUCCUCUUACCAGUGUCCCGAGUGUAGGGAGAUCUUCGAAGAUCCAUCUUCCCUCCAAACCCAUCGUUUGACCCACAUAGACUCCUCCUACCAGUGUCCCGAGUGUAGGGAGAUCUUCGAAGAUCCAUCUUCCCUCCAAACCCAUCGUUUGACCCACGUAGACGACUCCUACCAGUGUCCCGAGUGUAGGGAGAUCUUCGAAGAUCCACCAUCGCUCCAAACCCAUCGUUUGACCCACGUAGACUCAUCCUACCAGUGUCCCGAGUGUAGAGAGAUCUUCGAAGAUCCAUCUUCCCUCCAAACCCAUCGUUUGACCCACAUAGACUCCUCCUACCAGUGUCCCGAGUGUAGAGAGAUCUUCGAAGAUCCAUCUUCCCUCCAAACCCAUCGUUUGACCCACAUAGACUCAUCCUACCAGUGUCCUGAGUGCGGGGAGAUCUUCGAUGAUUCCUCCUCUCUCCAGACUCAUCGGGCUGUCCACACCGAUACCUCGUACCGCUGCCCCGAGUGCGGUGAGGUGUUCGCCGACUCGCCCACCCUCCAAGCUCACCGCCUAAGCCACGCCGACGCCUCGUACCAGUGCCCUGAGUGCCGGGAGAUCUUCGACGACUCCCCUUCCCUGGCCGCCCACCGGCUCAGCCACAUCGACACCGGUUACCGGUGUGCCGGCUGCGGCCAGGACCUGGAGGGCGCCCUGGCCCUCUCUGCCCACCGGUGCCCGGCCACGCCGGGAGACAAGCCCUUCCGCUGCCUGCUGUGCGGCAAGGGCUUCAGCCAGGCCGUCUCGCUCAGGAAGCACCGGUGUGCCGGCGGUGCCGGGGGAGCCGAGGGGGUGGCGCCGAGUCCACCCGUCGCGGUCCCCAGGGGCUCCCGGCUCUCCCAGCGCCCCGGGGAGCGCUGCUUCCGCUGCCCGGCCUGCCCCAAGGGCUACAACCGCCUGGACAACUUGCGGCGGCACCAGCGGGUGCACCUGGGCGAGAGGCCGUUCCGCUGCACCGCCUGCGGCGAGGGCUUCCCCUCGUCGGCCUCGCUGCGGGCGCACCGGGCGUCCCGGCACUCGGGGCGCCCCCCCUCGCGGCGGGCGGGCGCCCCCUUCGAGGGGCACCCCUUCCCCUGGGCGGGCGGGGAGGCGGCACCGGCGCCCACCCUCCCCACCUCCCCGGGGUCACCGCCCCCCGGCUGCGACCUGUGCGGGGAGCGGCUGCCAGACGCCCUCUCCCUCCGCACCCACCGGCUCCUGCACACCUGGGGGGUGGGGCGCCGGGCGGAGGGGGAGGGGCAGGGGGGAGGGGAGCCGUGCCAGUGCCCGCAGUGCGGCGCCACCCUGCCCGGCCCCUCCGCCCUGGAGGAGCACCUCCUGCUGCACGCCUGGGAGCAGCCGUUCCGCUGCGACGUGUGCGAGGCCCGUUUCACCGACUCCUGCGCCCUGACCGAGCACCAGCUGGGGCACGGCGCGGGGCCCGGCAGCCCGGCGCGCUCCCCUGCCCUCCCCCGGGUGGGGACGGGUGCCUCCCCCUCCCCCUCCCCUUCCCCUUCCCCUUCCUCCUCCACCACCACCACCACCACCGACGCCCACCGCAAGCCCUUCACCUGCCCGGUGUGCCACAAGUCCUUCGGCGCCGGCCCGGCGCUGCGCGCUCACCGCACCAUCCACACCGGCGACAAGCCCUACCGGUGCCAGGUCUGCGCCCGCAGCUACAACCGCCUGGACAACCUCCGCCGGCACCAGUCCACCCACCUCAAGGCGGAGCGCUGACCAGCGAGACCCCCCUCGCGCACCCACCGCGUUCCUCCCCCACCAUGGCGUCGCCCGCCAGAACCGGGGAGCUGUGUGUGUCCGGGCCGGAGGGUCUCGCGGUUAUCCGCUCCCCCUCCAGCCCCAGCCAGGAGGCGCUCUCUCUCUCUCCCCCCCCCCCCCCCCCCCCCCCCAAGGCAGGGAGGGGGAUUCGCGGCGUUUCGCUUCUCGGGAUGCACCGGGAGGAUUGUUUCGGGGAGAAACGGCGAUGGUGAGGGGGCGGGAGCGUGGGUCUGUGUCUGACUCUGUGCCGUCCCAGUCCCUGGGUGGGUUUGAUGGGGGAGGGGGGUCACGGUGUAGAGGGAGCUUUACUCUGUAUCUAACCCCCUGUCCCUGGGAGUAGGGGGACUGUGUAGAGGAAGCUUUACUCUGUAUCUAAUUCCCUGUCCCUGGCAAUGGGGACAGUGUAGAGGGAGCUUUACUCUGUAUCUAACCCGCUGUCCCUGGGAGUGGGGGACGGUGUAGAGGGAGCUUUACUCUGUAUCUAACCCCCUGUCCCUGGGAGUGGGGGAUGGUGUAGAGGGAGCUUUACUCUGUAUCUAAUUCCCUGUCCCUGGGAGUGGGGGAUGGUGUAGAGGGAGCUUUACUCUGUAUCUAACCCCCAUGUCCCUGGGAAUGGGGGUGAUGGUGUAGAGGGAGCUUUACUCUGUAUCUAACCCCCUGUCCCUGGGAGUGGGGGAUGGUGUAGAGGGAGCUUUACUCUGUAUCUAAUUCCCUGUCCCUGGGAGUGGGGGAUGGUGUAGAGGGAGCUUUACUCUGUAUCUAACCCCCAUGUCCCUGGGAAUGGGGGUGAUGGUGUAGAGGGAGCUUUACUCUGUAUCUAACCCCCAUGUCCCUGGGAGUGGGGGACGGUGUAGAGGGAGCUUUACUCUGUAUCUAAUUCUCUGUCCCUGGGAGUGGGGGACUGUGUAGAGGGAGCUUUACUCUGUGCCAUGCCCCCUCCCCCCAUCAAACACUCCCAGGGACAGGGGCUGAGAUAGUGUAGAGAGAGCUUUACUCUGUAUCGAAACCCCAUCCCUGAGAAUGUUUGAUGGGAGACCAUGUAGAGGGAGCUUUACUCUGUAUCUAUGCGCCCCAUCCUGAGAGUGUUUGAUGGGGAGGGGGUGUGAGGCACAGUGUAAAGGGAGCUUUACACUGUCCCUGGGAGUGUUUGAUGGGGGGAUGGUGUAGAGGGAGCUUUACUCUGUAUCUAAUCUGCUGUCCCUGGGUAUAUAUAAUCUGGGAUGGUGUAGAGAGAGCAUUACUCCAUAUCUAACCCUGUGCUGUCCCUGUUCUGGGAGUGUUUGAUGGGGACUGUGUAGAGGGAGCUUUACUCUGUCUAACACCCCCCCACCCUUCUUGUCCCUGGGGGUGUUUGAGGGAGCGAGGAGUGUACAGGGGGCUUUACUCUGUAUCUGAACUUCAGUCCUUGGGAGUGUUUCAUAGGGGACAGUGUAGAGGGUGAUCCCUCAGCACUGACCCUCCGACAGUGCCCGCUCCCUCAGCGCUGACCCUCCGACAGUGCCCGCUCCCUCAGCGCUGACCCUCCGACAGUGCCCGCUCCCUCAGCGCUGACCCUCCGACAGUGCCCGCUCCCUCAGCGCUGACCCUCCG
Hemiscyllium ocellatum (epaulette shark) is the source of this 7094-nucleotide messenger RNA. Its product is annotated as zinc finger protein 729-like. The record is from RefSeq and is a predicted model, not a curated record. The coding region runs from base 189 to 5462 and encodes 1757 amino acids. Lineage: Eukaryota; Metazoa; Chordata; Chondrichthyes; Orectolobiformes; Hemiscylliidae. The transcript has 3 exons.